Messenger RNA from Paraglomus occultum, 210 nucleotides. Lineage: Eukaryota; Fungi; Glomeromycota; Glomeromycetes; Paraglomerales; Paraglomeraceae. The record is from the annotation of a GenBank genome assembly.
UGUUGUAGCGGUGUUGUAGAAAAAUUGGAACAAUGGCAAGCCAAAAUUGCCUUUGAAAUGCGGGAUAACCAAAAUUAUUGGAAAAAAGAGCGCGAGAGUAUGGAUGAGGUCGCUUUCUUGGAAUAUAAACAAAAUUUCGAGGCUAAAAUGAAAGUUCCUACUACUCCGCGUAAAAAAGAGCUGAAAAUCUUUAGCCUUCAUCGAAUAUGC